Molecule: messenger RNA, 2586 nt
Organism: Eriocheir sinensis (Chinese mitten crab)
Lineage: Eukaryota; Metazoa; Arthropoda; Malacostraca; Decapoda; Varunidae
Exons: 7
Coding region: 1-2586 (861 amino acids)
Source: RefSeq, a predicted model, not a curated record
AUGUCCCCAUCCAGUACUGUGCCACACCACACAAGGUCACAACACACUCAGUCACACCACACCUCACAUCACAUCCAGCCACACCAUCUCACACAGCCACACCAGUCCACACCUCACACUGCACCCAGCCACACCACGCCACACCACACACCGUAUUACUUAGUCACAGCCACAUCACACUCAGCCACACCUCCCCACAUACCACCCAGCCGCAGCAUACAGCAUAACACCCCUCCACGCCAGGCUACACUACACAUUAGCUACACUUGCCUUCAACACAGCCUGGCCAAGAGAGAAACGGUGCUGAGGAAAUGCUGCCAGAAGAGGUCGCUGAGUGAAGUGUGCCAGAACGAGGACCCUGUGAACUCUGACCCCGUGACCCCUGACCUCCCUCUCACCCUGGAAAAAGUGGAUUCCAGGAGCUUGACCUCUCCGGAAAAGGGCUCCAUGGACAACUUGAAUCUGAACCGUGUGAAAUCCAGGAACGGUGAACCUGUGACCUAUGACCCCGUGACCUAUGACCUCCCUAUCACCCUGGAAAAAGUGGAUUCGAGGAGCUUGUCUAGUCUGGGAAAAGGGUUCAGAGAGGAUUCCAGUAGCUCAACCUCUCAGGAAAAGGGUCUCAAGAUGGAUUCCAGUAGCUUAAGGUCAGAAUCCACUCCUGUGCACCCUGAUCAAGGGAUUCAGAGGGCAAUACAGGAUCAUGAGGCAACGGAGACUCGCCACAGGAAAACAGAGAAUCGAAGGGACGUACAAAGGAAUUGGAACCUAUCAGAGAAUCAUGAGAGACUAACAGAGGAUCGACAGAGGGUACCAGAGGAGGAUUUCAGGGACAAAGAGGAUCAAGGAGAGGAUCGACAGAUAGAUAAAUGUCAAAAAGAAAUGGAUGAUAUCAUAGAAAUUGAAAUCUUUGAGCAAACAGAGGACCGGAAACCACAGGGAAUGGGAUCGAAACCUCCUCCAGAGAGAUCCAAUUCUUCUCCGGUAGUGUCCAAACCUCCACAGAAUUCCACACAUGAGAUUUACACCUUGGAUCAACUAGGGGAGGUGGAACAGGAGGAUCAAAAACCACAGAGAAUGGGAUUGAAACCUCCUACAGAGAGAUCCAAUUCUACAUCGGUAGUGUCCAAACCUCCACCAUCUGAUACACAGAUUUACAGUUUGGACCAGCUGAUGGAGGUGGAACAGGUGGGUGACUACCAUCUGUACGGGGCACCAGAGUACAUUGAGGAAGUUGUAGUAGAAGAGGAAUCAGAUCCUACCCUUGAGGAACCCCACCCAGGCCAUUCCAACCCUAGGACUUGCAUAGCCUUGGACCACUCCUAUUUCCAGCAUCCUCCGAAGUGCCUCAAGGAUGUUUUGACUCCUACGGAAGAAGAGACUCGAUCCUAUAGCAAUGGGAUCGAGGAAGUAGUGUUGGAACCUGAGUUUGAGGACUACUGUGAUACGGAUUCAAGGGACAGUAUAGCAACGGUGGACAGUGAUGUGGAGGUUCAGGAAAGGGAAUCCAAGCCUGUGUCAUUCCACUGGGGUGUUCGAACAGGAUCAGAACCUACUCGAAAGGGAUCGGAACCCACUCAAAAGGGAUCGGAACACUCUCUAUCCUCCCAGAACAGUCCAAGAGAGCUUGGUGAUGAUUUGGACCUCGGCAAAACAACUCCAACUAGUGGUGAUGUUUCAGACACCACCACCACCACCACCAGCACUAAAGAGGUCCCAGCAACCACAAGUCAACCAAGAACUCCCCUCGUCAAACCAGCCCUUGAAAACGCCUCCCCUGUCCCACCAAGCAACCGAAAUGCCUCUAAAACAACUGAGUCAACCAAUAACAGCACUGCCACCAAAGACAUCCCUGUGGUUGCCAGUCUACCAAGUCUUCCUCCCAUCAACCUACUCCUCAAAAACACUGUCUCUGCUUCAACCAUCAACCAAAAUGCCUCAAAAACAACCGAAACAACAACUCGAGUCAUUGCAACCAGAGACGUCCCUUCAGCCACAAGUCAACCAAGCAUUGCUCUCACCAAACCAGCCCUCGAAAACUCUGUCCCUGCCCCAACCAACAACAACCAAAAACUCCUUGAAACUACUGUCCCCUCCCCAUCCAGUAAGACAAAGACAACCACCAUCAACUCCACCAGGGUUGUCGAGGGCCGGCCAGAACCUCUCGGAACCACAAACGAACUGAUCAAGGCUGUCACAGAGGGCUUUCAGAACUCCAUGUCCGCCCCAAGCCAAGGAAACGCCUCCGGAACUCUGGGUCUGUCACAAGGAGGGGGGCUGUCGGCACUACCCCAAGCAACACAGACGUCCCUGAGGAUCAAAAUACCCACACGAAAAUCUCAGUUGUCACCCAAGACCCCAAAACACCCACGGAAACUCCCCCUACAAGCCCUGGGGCUAUCACAAGGAGGGGGGCUGUCAGCACCAUCUCAAGCAACACAGACGUCCCUGAUGUUCAAAACUGCCACAAGAAAAUCUCGAUUGUUGCCCAAGACCCCAAAACACCCACAAAAACUCCCCCUACAAGCCCUGGAUCACCUCAACUCCACGCCCCGCAAUAGCCAGCCCUGUAGCCCCAUCUCCUAA